Cutaneotrichosporon oleaginosum is the source of this 799-nucleotide messenger RNA. RefSeq names its product mitochondrial 54S ribosomal protein bL21m. NCBI's taxonomy places the organism in Eukaryota, Fungi, Basidiomycota, Tremellomycetes, Trichosporonales, Trichosporonaceae. Gene Ontology annotation, molecular function: structural constituent of ribosome. Gene Ontology annotation, cellular component: ribosome; mitochondrial large ribosomal subunit. The record is from RefSeq and is a predicted model, not a curated record.
CUUUGCCAUGCUCCUACAGAGACCUCCACCACGAGGCUCACAAAGUCGGAUCUCCAUCCAAGUCUUGAGGACGAGACGACGCUCAACUGGCAUCGAGCAUCCAAACAAACUCCAUCCAUGCCGCCCCGACCAGCCCUCCCACAAAACCUCUUGCGCACGCCGCUGCGCGCGCUCGCGACCGCCUCGGCGGCCUCCACUUCUUCGGCGUCCCCCUUCGCUGGCCUUCCUCCCCUCGCGCCCGCCGAUGCCGCCCCCGUCCUCCCCACUACCAUGCCCGAGGCCGUUCGCAAGCUCCGCGAAACAACCACUCCCUCCAAGGGCAUCUACUGCGUCGCCCGCCUCCACAGUCGCAGUUAUCUGCUGCACCCCCGCGACAUCCUCACCCUGCCGACCCUCAAGCCCAUGCAGGCCCCCGGCACGACCCUGUCGCUCACGCGUAUUCUCGAGGUCGGCGGGCGCGAGUUUGCCAUCCGCAGCCCGGCAGCGGACGGCAAGGAGUUGCGCAAGAGCUUGCCCAAGGGGCCUGGUGUUGACUCGGGCUUUGAGACCAUCCCGCCUUGGGUUGCCAGCUGCGAGCUUACUGUGCUUGAGCACACCAAGAGCCCAUUGACGCGCACGCUUCUCAAGAAGCGCAGGAAGGGGUACCAGAAGACGAUUGAGAACAAGCAGGGCUGGACUCGCCUGCGUGUUGGAGACAUCGUCCUCGGAAGUGGGGUCCCUCCCUCCUCUUAGCGGCGGCGUCGUCUUUGUAGAGUAUUCAGCGCAUCACUCAUGGCACAUGGCAUAGAUAUACAGGUUG